AAAGCGGAAAUUGCGUGCCGUUCGUUUCCGGUCUUCUUAAAAAGCAUGGCGAACUUAGAGCAUGCAGAAGACGACCCGAAACAUAUAGAAAUGUCUGGUGAAAUACCCGCCACCACUGCUGAAGUCCAGCCGACCGAAGAGUCUUUUGUACCGGGCAGAGAUGCCGGCGUGGUCCCGUGCUCUAUCCCCUCGUUCGCAGCCGCCUCCGAGCUGCUGUCAGCGCCAUACUCGUGUCUGGUCAUGAACACGCACCGGAGACACAUUGCCCUGCCGCCCAUCUACCUGAACAAGAAGAGGACAGGUAUACAGGAGGAGCUGGAGGCCGAGCUGCUCAAGUUCUCCCAGAGUCUAAAGGGAGUACCCCUGGCUUACGACAACAUCAGGAUAGUGAGUCAGCAUGGAGGCAUCUACGACGACAGCAGCUACAUCCACAUGGACAUAGAGGCCCACUUUAUUGUCUUUCAGCCCCAAAGAGGACAGACAUUAUUGGGUAACGUGAAUAAACUAGGAGUAAGCCAUGUGGGCUGCCUGGUGCACGGCUGCUUCAACGCCAGCAUCCCAAAACCCAACCUGGUUUCUGUGGAAACCUGGCGGGACGCAGGGCCAAGAAUCGGAGCAGAGCUAAAGUUUGAGGUGACUGCACUUGACGCUGACACUGCGGGGGUGCUGCUGAUCAGAGGACGGCUGGACAGGACCAGGGUUCAAGAGCUGCUGGCUAUGGGUGAGAGCUCGGAUUUUGGCGUCCCUGCAGACGAGCCAGAACUAACAGAGACAGAACCGAACCCAGAACCCACCGAGGAGUCUCUUGAAGACACCCCCAAGAAGAAGAAGAAAAAGAAGAAAGACAAAGAGGAGAAUGGAGACGAGGAGGUGACGAGUACACCCUCCUGCCAAUUGGAUGGCAACACUAGACCAGAUCUGAACGGAACACUGAGUGAUUCAAAUGGCAAUGAAGCUGGUGAGAAAAAGAAGAAGAAAAGGAAGAAGGAAAAACAUGUGAAAGAGGAGGAGGAGGAGGUAGAGAUCUCUCCAGUGGAGGUCCACGCCAGUGACUCCAGCGGUUACCUUAGUGACAAGCCAAGCAAAAAGAGGAGACAUGAAACUGGUACAGAUGUCACAAGUUCCAGUUUUAGUGAAGCUUCUGAACCACCAAAAUUGAAGAAGAAGAGGAAAAGUGACAUUGAGCAGUUUGCCUGAAUAAUGUGUCAUAUCCUCUAUUCUGUUUGGAAAUGUGUGUAGUAAUUAAGGCAAUGCAAAAUGAAUGACAACAAUGGUUCUGUAGGAACACACAGACGUGCCUUAACAAUUAAACACAAUUUUUCUUGCAAGCAAGAUUUCUGGUGGGUUCUUCUGAGCUCCUCUUAAAUCAUUUAAAGAGUGUCAGCCUUUCUACUGUCACAUGUUGUAGCCUGUGGAAAUGCACGAGAGGAUAGAAGCAGACUCAACAGAUGAGUCCUUGUUGGAUUGUAACUUACGUAAACAACCUGAUGGGGGCGCAAAACUGCUUCAUACAUCCACACUGGGACAAAAA
Messenger RNA from Etheostoma spectabile (orangethroat darter), 1531 nucleotides. It is a transcript of the gene polr1f, whose product is annotated as RNA polymerase I subunit F. Lineage: Eukaryota; Metazoa; Chordata; Actinopteri; Perciformes; Percidae. Bases 46 to 1197 code for a protein of 383 amino acids. Gene Ontology annotation, cellular component: RNA polymerase I complex. The record is from RefSeq and is a predicted model, not a curated record. The transcript is spliced from 4 exons. Gene Ontology annotation, biological process: transcription elongation by RNA polymerase I; DNA-templated transcription; DNA-templated transcription initiation.